Messenger RNA from Pelodiscus sinensis (Chinese soft-shelled turtle), 1442 nucleotides. Lineage: Eukaryota; Metazoa; Chordata; Testudines; Trionychidae. The record is from RefSeq and is a predicted model, not a curated record.
AAACUUAAAUGCUUGAAUUCUAAAGCAGACUUUCUUCUUUUCUGAAGGCAACAUGUCAUCCAGUCAGGAAUCUGUUCUUCCUAGCUAUGAGACUGAAGAUAGCCAAGCAUCAAAACUGAUCAGAAAAUCGAAAGAGUCACCCUUUGUACCAAUUGGGGUGGCAGGCUUGAUUGCAGUUGUAGGCUACGGACUUUACAAACUGAAGCACAGAGGCAAUACAAAAAUGUCUAUUCACCUGAUUCACAUGCGUGUGGCAGCCCAGGGCUUUGUUGUUGGAGCAAUGACAUGUGGUGUGCUGUAUUCAAUGUAUCGGGAAUACCUGGCAAAACCCAAGGAGUAAGAAAAUUAUGACUGUAAUAUGCCCGGUGAUGGUCUAUAUAUCUUUAUAGACCUCACAUUGAGGUGUCACUUUCUUUUUAAUUUAAAAAAAAUAGAAGAGGGUAGGGGAAAUAAAAAAUUAAAAUAUGUGGUUCUGUAAUACUGUACAUAUCUUAUGCACGGCAUUGAACCUUUAGGUUGCCAAUCUGAAUCUAAUGUAAGUUGGUGGUGAUAAUACUACCAUAAUUUGUUGGCUCUUUUGGGCUGAGAUCAGUUCCUAAUGGGUAUUGUACAGCACAGUGUCUUUUCCUUUUCCCACCCCAUCUCCUUACACACAACUUACGGCAUUCUUGACCAGAAGUUCAAGGAUUGUGAAUAGGCCUGGAGACCAAACUGCCUUCUUAUAUCAAAGAUGGACCAUCCAAUCCAUGGCUGAAGCAGAUGGACAAGGUUGCAUGGAGAAGGUUGUACUCUGGCCUGUAGAUAAGAGGACUUCAGUCUCCAAGGCUGCAAUCCAGCACUUUCACUAGCACUAAACUCACCCAAAAUAAUUCUUAAACUUGAAUAGAACAAUGUUUUAAAAAAAAAUCUAUUUGUAGUUUUAUUUAAAGUAUGCAGUGAGCAUUCACUAGUGGAUAAAACUAUUUAAGCAUAUUUAUUACACUAUACAGUACUAAUAAUCAAGGCCCAGAAGCUCUAUUUUUAAUAGAUUAUUGAUGCAGCUUUUCAAAUGAUUGAAUUUGGUAACUGUUCACUUAUUUUUGCCAUUUUAGGUAUAUGAUGUAACACUUGUAAAUAGAACUAUGAAAACUAAAUCUGUACUGGAAGUGAUGCAAUUUAAAUAUGUUUUUAGAAUACCUGGCUUAAUUUGUGUGAUAUUACUGUUUCAAUGGAAGCCAUAGACGGUUUAGACCUUGGCCUCUAUCCUUGCUGUGAGAUCAUUAAGAGUGCUCUUCCAUUAGACAUUUAUGAUAACUUAAUUAAAAUCUAGUGUCCAAGACAAAUGUAUUAAUCAAGUGAAGCAGGAAUCUGUAAACUUCCACUUUCUCAAACUUGCUGGCAUUCCAUGGAGAUAACAUGGUGUCUAAUACAGUGUUUAUAAUAAAUAUGGUAAGCAUCUCCAA